Messenger RNA from Zootermopsis nevadensis, 3460 nucleotides. RefSeq names its product calnexin. Gene Ontology annotation, cellular component: endoplasmic reticulum; endoplasmic reticulum membrane. Gene Ontology annotation, molecular function: calcium ion binding. Gene Ontology annotation, biological process: ERAD pathway; protein folding. The record is from RefSeq and is a predicted model, not a curated record. NCBI's taxonomy places the organism in Eukaryota, Metazoa, Arthropoda, Insecta, Blattodea, Termopsidae.
UGAUUGGUUCGCUGGAAAAGAAAACCGGGAGGGGAAACCUCUGAAGUCCGGAAUAAUCAGGAAGUUCUGAGUUUUGUGUUUUAUUAAAUCUAUGUUGGGUCACUUAAAAGUGUUGUAGAAAUACUUAAUUCUUUAUAUACGACGAUUGUGAUUCCCAUAGAUUGUGUGGUAAAUAAAAGUGAUCUGCUUUACGUGGAGCAGCGAUACAUUUCAUAUAAUCACAGGUCAAAUAAAACCAAAUUUUAAAAUAAUGAAUAAGAGGCUUCUCAGCUGCUUUAUUGUAGGUGUCGUUUUUCUGAGUUUAGCUGCUGUGAGUCAGUCAGAGAAUGAAGAUGAUGAUGAUGCUGCUGUAGUAGCAACUGAAGAAGAGGACCCAGUUGAAGAAGACAUCAUUUAUAGAAGUCCUAUACCAUCAGGCAAUGUUUACUUUGCAGAACAUUUUGAUGACAUUAAUCAAUUCAGCAAGAAGUGGAUUCUAUCAGAGGCUAAGAAACAUGAUGUAGAUGAUGAUAUUGCCAAAUAUGAUGGGAAAUGGGAAGUUGAGGUUCCACAGAAGAAUGGCCUGACUGGAGAUCUUGGACUGGUUUUAAAAUCUAAAGCAAAGCAUGCCGCAAUAUCGGCUCACCUGGAUCGUCCUUUCAAGUUCACAGUAAAACCAUUGAUAGUACAAUAUGAAGUAACAUUGCAAGAGGGACAAGAAUGUGGUGGUGCCUAUCUCAAACUACUCUCACAUGGCAAACAUACAGCUGACCUUCGCCACUUUAAUAACAAAACACCAUACACCAUUAUGUUUGGGCCAGAUAAAUGUGGCAAUGAUCAUAAACUUCACUUUAUUUUCCGUCACAAGAAUCCACUGAAUGGAACGUUUUCAGAGAAGCAUUGCAAGAAACCCAAGGAACGCCUGGAGGAACCAUUCAAAGAUAAGCUUCCACACUUGUAUACAUUAGUUGUUCGACCUGACAAUACAUUUACAGUGAAACUUGAUCACAAAAUAGUCAACGAGGGUAGUUUACUUGAUGAUUUCACUCCUCCUGUGAAUCCACCCCCUGAAAUUGGUGAUCCUGAUGACACGAAGCCUUCAGAUUGGGAUGAACGCGAGAAGAUUUCUGACCCAGAGGCACGCAAACCUGACGAUUGGGAUGAGGAUGCUCCAGCUAUGAUACCUGAUCCUGCAGCGACCAAACCAGUUUCCUGGCUGGAAGAUGAGCCUCAAAUGAUUCCAGAUCCAAAUGCAGAGAAGCCUGAUGACUGGGAUUCUGAUAUGGAUGGGGACUGGGAGGCACCACUCAUUCCUAAUCCCAUCUGUGAGAGUGAUGCAGGCUGUGGUCCAUGGGAACCUCCACAAAUAAACAAUCCAGACUAUAAGGGAAAAUGGCGUGCACCCCUUAUUGAUAACCCAAAUUAUAAAGGUAGAUGGAAUCCCCGGAGGAUUCCCAACCCAGACUUCUUUGAAGACAAAGAUCCUUUCAGAAUGACAGAUAUUGCUGCAGUUGGGCUAGAAUUAUGGUCUAUAUCAAACUUGAUUUUAUUCGAUAAUAUUAUUAUAACUGAUGAUCAAACUGUGGCUGAAACCUGGGCUUCAGAGACCUUUGACCUCAAGCGCAGGAAGCUUGACAAAGAUGGAGAGAGUCUGUUUAGUCGACUAGUGACAUACACAAAUGAGCACCCGUGGUUAUGGGCCGUGUAUGUAAUAGUGAUUGGUCUACCCAUAGUGCUUGUUUUAGUCUUCUGCUGUGGUUCCUCUAAUCAGGAAAGAGAAGAACAGAGGCGUGUAGCAGAAGCGAAGAAGACAGAUGCUGUAUCUCCAGAUGAUGUUGACGAACAAGCACCAGCAAAGGCAACCAAAUCUAAGAGUCAAUUAGAGGUGCAGGAGGAAGAAGAGGAGGAGGAGGCGGCGGCAGAAGCAAGCGGAGGAGAGUUGGAUACUGAAACUCCUAAGGCAGAGGAAGCAGUGCCUGAAGUUGCAGGAGAUGUACCUAGUUCUCCCAAGAAACGUCCAUCAAGAAAAGAAGAAUGAUAGCUGUGACCUUAUGUAUAAAUUAAGAACAAGUAUUGCCAGUAAUCAAAAUACGUUGAGCACAUCCAAAUGCGUUCAUGGUCUGCGGAAGUUGUUGGACUUGAAGAUGGAGAGCCUUAGUAUUAUCAUUAUAAUUUUUAUCCAAACGCCACCAUGAUUAGCGUUUGAAAUCCUUAUUAUUGUAAUUAUGUAACGGCACUGUCUUCAGUUAUUACACGUCAGUUUGUAUUAACUGGACAAGGGAUAUCGGAAGUUUAGGGCAGAACAUACAAAGAAACUUAAAAACCAAGCCACAGAAAUUAAGAAUACUGAUAAAGUUACUGAGUUUAAAAGUGAUUAUUAUCACCUGUUUGCUCCUUCAAAUGUGUAUUUCAAAGUUGGAAUUGGUAUAGUACAUGAAGUUUUUAAGUUCUCUGCAUUCUGUGACUCCCAACUGAAAUUUCCCCGCCCCAAAAUCAUUUUGUUUCAUAUUGACUGCUUUAAUUUUACUUUCCCUUAAAUACUGAAGAAUUUGACCAUAGUUCUGCAACAUGUUCAGUUUCAUUUGGUAAAAAUGAAAAUAAACUAAGCAUCUUUUGUUUUUACUGCAGACUGGUGAGUUCAAGUCAUGCAGUGAGAGAGUAAAUCCGAAGGUAUCAGUUAGGUUUUCGUUUAAAUGUCAUCUGCUUUCAUAAUUGCCUUUAAAUUGUUUUAUAAAUGCAAUACUCGGUAGCAUUUAAAAGCAGAAUAUGCUGAGUGUUGUUAGUAUAAAAAAGAAUAUUUACUGAAAUUAAUUUAUUCUGCCCUUAGACUGUAAUAUACAGCAGGUAAUGAGUAUUUAAGUAUCGUCAGUAACAUCAUAAAAAUUGACAUUUAUCAAAUUCUGUAUAAAAAAAUCGUGUGUAUAUGAAAUCAAUGAACUCUGUCCAGUUAUUCUCUUUGUGUGUUCUCUGCUGAACUGCAGUUUAAAGUUUCCAAUUAAUUCUUUCAAAUUCUCAGCGUGUUUAUUUAUGAGAUGUUGGUUUAUGGUAACAGAAGUUGUGUAAUAAUUAUCUAUUUUGAAGUUUCACUUUAAGUUGAAGUGGUAUUGGGUGAGAUGAUUGUGUGUGCUUCCCAGCCAUCUGGCACUUGAUAUAACAAGCGUGCAGAAGGAUGUGUGAUUUUAUAUGCUGUAUCAUCUGAAACAAGUGGUAGCUUGUAUUUGUGUAUUUAGUCAAUAAGAAAACACCACUUCAAAAAUAUUUUAUCCAUUGCAAAAUAAAUAUCCACAAAAUGUUCAUUUCAAUUGUCAAACCAGUUAAGUGUUGUUGUAUUUAUGUAUUUUAUAGUAAAACUUAUUUCUGUUGUAAAUUAGAGUAAAGAUACAUAGUCAUUAUAGCAGCUUUGCAAAUAAGUUAAAAUAGUUUUAAUAUUGUACUAAUGUCUGUCAGAAAAUAUUGGAGUAAAAUAUUACUUGUAGCUUUG